Messenger RNA from Ambispora leptoticha, 981 nucleotides. The record is from the annotation of a GenBank genome assembly. NCBI's taxonomy places the organism in Eukaryota, Fungi, Glomeromycota, Glomeromycetes, Archaeosporales, Ambisporaceae.
AUGACUCCACGUACACGUCGUCGAAAGCACGCCAUCUCUCAACUCAACUUGAUGGUCGUCGGUUUCAAAUCACUCGGAAAGACGUCAUUUAUUCGUAUGCUCUUCGAUACGCUUCGUGGUCGACGAGAUCCCAAAGAUAGCAUUCCGUUACCCUCCUCGGGAGACCCCGAAGCUGCAAGCACAAAAGAAUUAUAUUCGGUUACGUUGGACGUCGAGGAGGAAAAUGAAAAGAUUUCCCUGACGUUGGUUGAUUGUCCCGGAUUUGUUAAGGAUAACGAACUACGACUUGAUGUACAAGUUACUGAGAUCUUACGCUACAUUGAGUCUCAAUUCGAUUUAACUUUGGCCGAGGAAACUAAAGUUAAACGAAAUCCGAAAGCUCUAGAUAGUCAAAUUCAUGCAUGUCUUUAUUUCAUUGAUAACACGAAUAAUGGUCUGACUGAUAAGGAUAUUCGCAUUCUAAAGCGUUUAACGGCGCGCGUAAAUGUCAUACCGGUGGUUGCCAAAGCAGAUCUUUUAACCACAUCACAACUUGCCAACUUAAAAAAGGCGAUCAAUCGAGAUUUGAAAUUUCAUCAAAUCCCUGUCUUUGAAUUCGCUGAAGCGGAAGACGACACGGAUGUUGAUCAAGAUCUCGAGGAGCGUGAAGAGAGCGAGCAAACAGCCUCGUCAUUCCAAUCUCUGAUCCCAUUCUCGUUAAUCGCGCCCGAAGACGCAGUCGUCACAGACCCCAACACCGGCGAUCGAAUUCGCGGGCGUCAAUUCCCAUGGGGAAUUAUCGACUGUCUGAAUCCGAAACACUGCGACUUUGUCGUACUCAAAAAUGUCUUGCUGACGAGUCAUCGUAAACUAUUCAAGGAUCGUACGCUGGAGUCGUUUUACGAGCAAUAUCGCACGGAAAGAUUGUUGGCCAGAAAGGCGAGUAAGAUGAUCACCAAGGAACAGAAGAAGAAACUGUUGGAGGAUUUGUCGGAAAUCUAG